Messenger RNA from Hermetia illucens (black soldier fly), 1653 nucleotides. It is a transcript of the gene Usp39, whose product is annotated as U4/U6.U5 tri-snRNP-associated protein 2. Gene Ontology annotation, biological process: mRNA processing; spliceosomal complex assembly; protein deubiquitination. The transcript is spliced from 4 exons. The record is from RefSeq and is a predicted model, not a curated record. NCBI's taxonomy places the organism in Eukaryota, Metazoa, Arthropoda, Insecta, Diptera, Stratiomyidae. The coding region runs from base 102 to 1565 and encodes 487 amino acids. Gene Ontology annotation, molecular function: zinc ion binding; cysteine-type deubiquitinase activity.
UAUUAUUGCUGAUUGUCAUUUGAGCCGGUGACAUUUUGGAAAUUUGGGAGAUCGUUGGAGUCUAGUGUCGUAUUCUAAUAAGACACAAAAUAAAUAAACAAAUGGGGGACACAGAGCCAACUAUAAAAAAGCCAAAACUAUUUGACGAGGAUGGCGACGAAUCAUAUACACCUUCCGUCUUCAAUCCCAAGUACAGAGUAUGUCCGUAUCUCGAUACAAUAAACCGUCAAAUCUUAGAUUUUGAUUUCGAAAAACUUUGUUCCAUUUCGCUGACGCGGAUUAAUGUAUACGCUUGCUUGGUUUGCGGCAAAUACUUUCAAGGAAGAGGAACAAAUACCCACGCAUACACACAUUCUGUAUCAGAAUCACAUCAUGUCUUCUUGAACCUACAAACUCUCCGCUUCUACUGCCUCCCGGACAACUAUGAAAUCAUCGACUCAUCGCUGGACGACAUCAAAUACGUCUUGAAUCCAACCUUCACGUCGUCAGAGAUCAAAAACAUAGACAGUCCCCUAGUAAAAUAUUCCCGGACGGUUGAUGGCACCUUGUACCUUCCUGGCGUUGUUGGAUUGAACAAUAUCAAGGCGAACGAUUACUGCAACGUUGUACUCCACGCCCUUUCACACGUCGGUCCGCUGAGAGACUACUUCCUACGCGAAGAGAAUUAUGCGAAAAUCCGUCGACCGCCGGGAGAUUCGAUAUUCACGCUCGUGCAGAGAUUUGGUGAACUUAUGCGGAAAAUGUGGAACCCUAGAAACUUCAAAGCGCACGUCUCUCCUCACGAAAUGCUGCAGGCGGUUGUUCUGUGGAGCAACAAGCGUUUCCAAAUCACAGAACAAGGCGAUCCUAUCGAUUAUCUGUCCUGGUUCCUCCACACAUUGCAUCGUGCUUUGAAGGGGACGAAAAAGCCCGACUCGUCCAUUAUAUACAAAUCAUUUCUGGGGGAAAUGACUAUUUACACGAGAAAGAUCCCUUCGACCGAUUUGGAUGACACUCAGAAGGCUCUGCUUCUUGCUACUGAGGAGUAUCAGGAGAAGUCUGAGUCGUCGAGCUUCCUCUACCUCACAUGUGAUCUCCCACCGCCUCCUCUUUUCACGGACGAGUUCCGCGAGAAUAUCAUUCCGCAAGUAAACUUAUAUCAACUGCUUGCGAAAUUCAAUGGCAUAACCGAGAAAGAGUACAAAACUUACAAAGACAAUUACAUGAAACGUUUCGAAAUCAAUCGACUGCCAAAUUUCAUUAUUUUGUAUAUAAAACGCUUCACGAAGAAUACAUUUUUCCUGGAGAAGAAUCCAACGAUCGUGAACUUCCCAAUCAAAAAUGUCGACUUUGGCGAUAUCCUCACACCCGAAAAUAGACGUCUUCAUCCGUCGACGAAAUAUAAUUUGGUAGCGAAUAUCGUGCACGACGGGGAGCCGAAAAAGGGCACGUAUCGUGUUCAUAUUCUGCAUAAGUCGAAUGGGCAAUGGUAUGAAAUGCAAGAUUUGCAUGUGACGAAUAUUUUGCCGCAAAUGAUCACCUUGACGGAAGCUUACAUCCAGAUUUACGAGAGGAGUACAGAUUAGGGUUUAGAGUCUAAGUGGAAUGUGGAUUUGUGACGGGCGAAUGUCGAGGGAAGUUUUGAUCAGGGAGUGAAUAAAGUGUUGCCUUGUA